Neurospora tetraspora is the source of this 1968-nucleotide messenger RNA. RefSeq lists its product as uncharacterized. The record is from RefSeq and is a predicted model, not a curated record. The transcript is spliced from 7 exons. Gene Ontology annotation, molecular function: chitin binding. NCBI's taxonomy places the organism in Eukaryota, Fungi, Ascomycota, Sordariomycetes, Sordariales, Sordariaceae. Bases 1 to 1968 code for a protein of 655 amino acids.
AUGGGUCCCUUUUUCAUCUUGCUAAGGGUACUACUUGUGACCCUGCUGGUGACGAUCUCCCACCACAGUGUUUCGGCCCAAACAACAACAUGCAACCGAACAGUCAAAGCCAAGACCGGAGAUACUUGUGCCACCAUCGCCGCUGCUAACGGGAUAACCGUCUCCCAGUUCCUCCAGUCCAACCCCAGCAUAACCAGCUGCUCACAACUCACGGUGGGGUACGACUACUGCGUGGACGGACGAACGGCCACUGGCACCGCUGACCCGCCUUCGCCGACGGGCCCAGACAAGUCCGUUAGUACCGAUGGCACAUGUGGGAACGGGGUGACGUGUGUUGGAUCCCGCUUCGGCAACUGCUGCUCGGAGCACGGGUUCUGCGGGGUCUUCGUCAACCUCAACGGCGCCGCCCGUCACUUCACCACCCCCCACCACCGGGCCCGGGGAGCCUUGCGGGACGGUGACGGUGACGACUACGAGUACUGCUUCGUACAUCUCGGUGACUACGAGGACGGCGACGUCUGUUACGACGGCGACUGCGACGAUUUCGGCUACGGCAACGGCUACGGCUACGAUCACAGCUACGGCUACGGCUACGUCGGUGGUUACGACUACUGCGGGUGGGACGACGGCUACGAGGACGGUGACUGCCACGGCAACGGCUACGUCGAUUGUUACUGCUACCGGAAGUGUUACGGCGACGAUCACGACUACGGCUACGGCGACUACUGCUAUCACGCAGACGUCGGUGAUCUUGACGACACCUCCGUGAUCUUGACGACGUCGACGAAUGUUGUUAAUGUGACGAAUACCGUGCCUAUUACGGCUACCGUGCCUGUUACUGCUACGGCUACGGCUACGAUCACGCUCACAACCAUAACCACUUCGACAGCUACAACUACAGCUACAGCUACAGCUACCACGAGGGUUAUCCGCACCUCGGUAAUAGUGACAACCUCGACAAAUAUCGUCAACGUAACCAACACCGUACCCAUUACCGCUACGGUACCCGUCACCGUCACCACAUUAAUCACAACCACCGCAACAGCUACAGCAACAGCAACAGCAACAGCAACCAACACCAUCCCCAUCACCGCAACCGCAACCUUCACAGUAACAGCAACCUCCUACACCGGCAUAACCCGCACCUCCGUAAUCCUCACCACCUCGACCUCGACCAACAUAAUCGACACAACCGCCACCGCCACCGUGACCCUCACAAAAAUCAACACCCUCACCACCACCGUUCAAGUUCCCGUCUAUGUCACGCAAACGCAAACCCAAACCCAAACGAAGCCAGUAACCGCCACUUUAACGGUACCAGUCUACAUCACCAACACAAAGCAAGUAACAGCAACAGCAACAGCAACAGCAACAGCAACAGCAACAGCAACAGCAACAGCAACAGCAACAGCAACAGCAACAGCAACAGCAACAGUAACAGCCACCUCAACAACCUACAGCUAUUCAAUCGCUACGCUUACUACUAUUGUGACGGAGACGGAAACCGAGACUUUGACGUCUACGACAACGAGCACGAGGUACGAGUAUCGAUACUUUGACGAGUAUUAUCUAUACUACCGCUACCGCUACCGCGACGGCUACGGCUACGGCUACGGCUACGGCUACGGCUACGGCUACCAAGACAGUGACGGACACCAAGACGCCGCCUGCUAUUACGACUACCGCUACGGUCACGAAACCGGGUCAAGUGAUUACAGCUACGGUGACGGCGACGGUGACGAGUACCACGACGGCGACGGUGACGACGAUACCGGGUGGUGGAGGAAAUGGAAAUGGAAAUGCGCCGGGGCCGGUGGCAAGGCAUACGACAAGAUCACCAACGACGACAGCUGCAGGGAUAUCGCUAACAGAAAUGGGUUGUUGUUGUUGGAUUUCUACAAACUUAACCCAGGGAUCGACUGCGAUAACCUCUGGCCGGGAUACUGGGUAUGUACAAGGGCGUUCUAG